ACAGUAUUGUGAUGCCAAGCUCUACUCGCCAUUGUAUCUGCCAACCAACCACUGGCCAAAUUGCCAAGCCACUUUAUGCGGAGCUAGUACUUUAGUACAUGUUGCCCUGGGCAGUUGAGCUCCAUUUGAAUAGGGCAGAGAUAUCUAUGCAUCCCUCCUACGCAGCUAUUGCGAUCUGGAGGCUUGCCGUGCCCUGAAGUAUAUCCUCCGUGGUCUUACCGGUAGCUGGUUAGCACGACAAUGUGCCCAACUUUGCAUUUGUUGUCACUCUUCGUUGGGCCUGUACACGGAUUCACUUUCUAGUGGUCAGUCAUAGAGAUGAAGUGAUUGUAAUGCUAAUCACCUGUGGGCAUAAAUCCUUGAUUGGACUUAGGAAGAAGGACUGGAUAUCUGUGAUACAUGGACAGUGUACCAGUAGCGUGACUUUGUACAUGUCCAUCUGCAGAACUCUUCACCUGGAUUCAUACUGGUACUUGUGCAAGCUACUUGGAACUACUUACCAGAUUUGGUUACAGUUAGCAAUAUGUCUGUCAUAUUGCAUUUUUAUGGUGCUGGUACGUGUACGCUGUACAGAUCACUGAUGAAGACAUUCCAGACUGGUGCCAGAAGUUGUUGAACUGACAACCUGUUUGUCACUAUUACAUGCUUCAUUAGGAUGAACCCUGCAGAACCAAGAGUCAAAACAGUCCUUGCUCAAAAAUUAUCGGCCAUCCGUGACAUUUCGGUGUAAGAAACCAUAAUAAUUGGCUACGGCAUGGGCAGCCUUGUGAGUCAUAAGGCACUCGCAUGACUUGUAACGUCUCAAAAAUUGGGUGGGUCACAGUGCAAAAAAUAGAGUAGGCUUGCACUGAUGCAUCAACAGUUCCUGCCCAGAGAACUACGUCUGGAAUACCAUGCAAAGUCUACAUUUCUAAUCACACAUCUAAGUCUUCUUCACACACGAUUGGCAAGUCGUCUCUAGAUUGGCAAGUCACCUCUCCAUGGAGAUGUACGUGCAGUGCAUGUACAUGUACAUACAGUAUCUCAACAGUACUAUGAAGCUGCACUUGGUUAAAGGAACACUGGAGUAACUGUAAAAGUGUCUUUUUUUUAACCGGUGAGGUGCGCAGUAUUCAUGUGAAGUGUACAUCUAUUAAGAACUUCUUGGAGUCACAGGACAUUGGUUCACAGACGUUAGAAUGUCCUCAUCAGAUUUGUCCAAGUCUAUUCCUGGGAUGCCCUCUCUGCCCUCAGAUUUAAAACUGGAUUUCUAUCAUCUGCAGAGUGAAGGGAGCAGCAGCCUAGGGCUUCAGAAUCUGGUGGAAGAUAAGGACGUGGCCGCCAAAGCUGUCGCGUUGGUCGUCAACAGCAGCCGGAAAGGGGUCGUGUCGCUCUGCGCUGACGUGGCCAGUAUACUCAGAGCAAAGAAGAAAUUGGAACACACACUUGAACUUCAACACAAAGAGCUCCUGAGGCUGAGACGGAACCGCCAGCUGUCCGGCAGUGCAAGCAACAGAACCAGUCGCUCCACCAGCCCAACGCCUCCCUCGUUCAGAUCCUACGGCUUCUCCUCCUCUUUGUCUCUCUGUCACAAUUCGAGCCACAAGGUGCAUACCUCAUCGUCACACUCGUCAUCAAGAUGCAGCCAGUGCUCCUCUCUUUCCUCCUCCCCCAAAGUGGAACGAGCCCUCGACCAAUCCACAGCCUCCAGCGGGUCACAUGACUCGGGCACCCACCAGCAUUCAUCCACGGAGCUCCUGCCAAAUCAGUACCUAGUGACGGCAGAGGUUCACCAGACCCCACCCUCUGAAUGUAGCAUUGAGGAUGAUCAUGUGUUCGAGGACAUACUGACUGUCCGAAAAAAUGUUGAUACCUUCUCCCGAGAGGUCCAGUGCUCAAGUCUUUCUGAAGAGAAGCAGGAGUUAGAGAGGAAGUACCAUGAAGUCUGUAAUGAAAGAACGAGACUGGAAGAGGACCUCCAUAAAGCGAGGCAGGAGGUCAUUGACCUCAGGAAUCAGCUGUGCAUCAGUGAGGCGCUUCAUGAGGAGCAGAGUAAAAUUUGUGAUUUGCGAAUAGAAAAUGAGCUGCAUGGCAGUUGGUUAGAUGCUUCAAAAGACAUCACUGACAACCAAUCAGAGAACUGUAUAAACCUGCCAGCACUAAGCCCCACCGAGCACCUUCGCCGUCAUAGCAACCCUAAAGCCAGCUUAGCUUCAUCAAGUGUUCCAACAUCAGUCAGCCCCCACCCACCAUCUCAGCCACGCACCCAGUCACCCCCGCAUCCACCCUCGCCUCACUUCCUCGCUGGCUGUCUGUGCACACCUUGCCAGAAGCUGCAGCAGGAGGGCGCCAGGCAGGUUCUGCCAUCUCAGGGGUACACCAUGAUGAGGGGACUUAACCACAGUUUUACAAUUCAUCUUGAUGAUCAUGUGGCUACAAAAGGUGACAGGACAGGUUUGAUCCGGUACAUAGGCCAUCUGGACAAUGCCAACUCAACUCAGGCAGUGUACGUGGGCUUGGAGCUCGACGCACCAGUUGGUCGCCAUGAUGGCUUCACUCAUGGAAAGCGAUACUUCUGGUGUCAUCGUAAUCACGGGCUCUUUGUGCCAGUUCAGGACAUUGCUGCGAUCAUCAAGAAGCCUGUGAAGAGACCGAAGACGGUGGACCCAAGCCGUCGCCAUGGGUCGGCCAAUCACAGCCUCAAACACCCGCCGAGGAGCCAUGCAGUAGAGGUGAAGCAUAACAAGUCAGGGAGCCACACAUCAUCAGGGAAGAGACUCCUAUCAGCCGAUAGCACCAGUCUCAAACAGAAUAGAGUUCUUCCAACUCCGUCAGUCACAUGAUGCUUGGCCAAGAACAAACUCAACAUGUCACAACUCCUGAUGCUUCAAAUUGUCCAAUGCAGACAGCUCUAACAAUUUUCUAAGCAUUUUCAUGAAGUGUCUUAAAUUCAGCAGUUGGCAGUGUACGUCAAAAGUGUAGUCAAAAAGGCAGGUUUCAAAGUGUCUUCAGUUUGGUCCAGUGUGCGUGCUUCCUGAAUGCACCAAAAUUGCACUUACAUGUAUAGGAUAAAAAACAAAUUGGAGAAUUAAAAAUGAGUGGUUUGUAGAUAUUGAAUGUUCAUUUCUCCAACUUUAACUUCAUAAAUUGAUGGCAAUUCCAUUUUCUCAUUUUGAUUAUCAAAGAACUUGGAGGUGCUUCUUUUAUAUGUGUGUUUAGUCUGUAUCACAUUUCAACUGAAGAGUUUUUCAUAGGGAAUUUUGAUGGCUUUUGUUGAAACUGAUACACAAAAUACUGUGAUUUUUUUAAAAUCUGUAUUCCUAUGAAAACAGUGCUAACAGUUCUCAGUUUAAAAGAAAAAUCUUCUUUUGCUUCCUGCCAAGGUGUGACUGUCGUCAGACCAUCUUUGAAUAUAUCAGAAAGCAUGUUUCAUUUAAAAAAUCUUGUGUUCAAUUGAAGUCAUUCCAAUAUCUGCCUCUUUUGACAUACGUCUUUUUGAAAAUUUCUUUUAUUGUUUUGGCUGUGAUUGUUGUUUCUUCAUCAUUUGAUCACUUUGCAUGCACUUUAAUUUUGUUGUCACAAUCAUUUAUUUUGACUGGUGGCCUUUUUCUUUGGGUCACAAACUCUGCACAUUUUCACAUCAACAAUUUCAAGUUCAGGCUCAUGCCAUUGUCGUACAAAAAUUGUGCUUUUAAAUGGCACAGCAGGUUAAAACCAUUCCCGAAGUAUCAUUGUCAGAUCAAACAGGAACUGUGAAACCUUUUCUUUUCAGUGUUUUUCAAUGGGAUUUUUUCCAGCUGGUCUGUGGUUGAUGGCAGCCUCUCCAUGCAUCGCCAUCGUCUUAUCUCCUAGAGGCAAAUAUAACGUAAUAAUGUAUGAGCCUGUUCUUGAGAUGGUUGUUCUUUUUGACAGGGUACCGUUGUACCUACUUUAACUGUACACAUUCACCUCUGUAUAUUUCGACAAAGUUAUUUGCCAUCCUUGUGUUUGUUUUGAUUAGUGUGUGCAUUUCCUUAAAGGAAAAUCUGCUUAAUUGUCUUCCCUGCUGCACUUUUGGGGUCAUCGUACAUGUUUUGUGUGUGUGAGUUUGUU
Molecule: messenger RNA, 4071 nt
Organism: Acanthaster planci (crown-of-thorns starfish)
Lineage: Eukaryota; Metazoa; Echinodermata; Asteroidea; Valvatida; Acanthasteridae
Source: RefSeq, a predicted model, not a curated record